AUGAGUUACCAGGUUCAUAACAGCCGUAGGAUUCCGCCACGUGGCGGCGCGCCGAGAAAGCGGAAGGAAAGAGACGAUGGCUUUAAACAACCGUCGGCUCCAACUGUUAAGCCUCCGAGCCGGUCAACGACGCAGCCGGCUGUGUCGUCGAAUCGGCUGCUGGCGGGCUACAUGGCGUACGAGUUCAUAACCAGAGGCACGCUGUUGGGUCAGGAGUGCACAGCCGAGCCGGCGAGGGCGAUGAAGCCGGUCGAAGCCGGAGCCGAUGAUGAGCCGGUGAAGGUGGGAUCGGGUGAGGUUGCGGCGCAGGAUAGGUACGCUGAGGUGGCGACCAUUCUGAAGACGGAUGGGGCCCACAUUCCGGAGAUUGUGAACCCGACGCAACUGGCUCGGUGGAUUCAGAUGUGA
Rosa chinensis is the source of this 408-nucleotide messenger RNA. RefSeq lists its product as uncharacterized. Lineage: Eukaryota; Viridiplantae; Streptophyta; Magnoliopsida; Rosales; Rosaceae. The coding region runs from base 1 to 408 and encodes 135 amino acids. The transcript has a single exon. The record is from RefSeq and is a predicted model, not a curated record.